Molecule: messenger RNA, 2395 nt
Organism: Rhinichthys klamathensis goyatoka
Lineage: Eukaryota; Metazoa; Chordata; Actinopteri; Cypriniformes; Leuciscidae
Product: arylsulfatase I
Exons: 3
Coding region: 452-2140 (562 amino acids)
Source: RefSeq, a predicted model, not a curated record
GUAAAUAAACUAUGUUCUAUAAACUGAAAAUAGCUUAAUUUAUAAUGAAAUUCAUUUUUUUUUAUAGGUUGCAUAACACACUUUCGUUUACUGUUCUAUUAUCCUGAUCCUGUAGGUGUGUGCUAGAGGAAUGUAACAUGGUCUUGUUAGAAGACAGCAGUGUUUACUUUUGGACAAAUCAUCUCAGCUUGCAAAGUUUCUCAGACAUACAGUAUACCAUCCUAGCAUAACAAAUCGAGAAGACCUACAGAACGGAUUUCAUUAAGCACUAGUUUCAGAUUAAGUUAAAAGAGCAAAAUCUACUUCAGUGGGGGGAAAAGGACCUUCGUGCACCACGAUGGAUCAUAACAGCAAGCUUUCUCUGUUAAUUCGGCUUGGUUGAAAGUCAGCAUUUAGAGUCACCAAAGGGCUAGUCAACGAACAAGCAACCUGGUGGAUUGGUGUAUACAUUAUGGAUGUGUUGGUGCUUGGCUUCUGCUUGGUGCUAGGACUGCUACACACUACGGAGGGAAAGAUUCUCAGACCAGGCAGAGUUCCCCCACAUAUUGUUUUCGUGAUGGUGGAUGACCAAGGCUUCAAUGACAUCGGGUACCAUGGCUCAGAGAUCCACACGCCCGUGUUGGACCAACUGGCUGGCGAAGGGGUGAAGCUGGAAAACUACUAUGUUCAGCCCAUCUGUUCCCCCUCACGAAGCCAGCUUAUGACUGGACGGUAUCAGAUUCACACUGGGCUUCAACACUCGAUCAUCCGUGCACGCCAGCCCCUCUGCCUGCCCCCUGACAUACCAACGCUCCCUGAGAGGCUCCAGCAGGCUGGCUACAGCACCCACAUGGUAGGGAAAUGGCACCUGGGUUUCUGCCGGCCCGAGUGUCUGCCAACAAGCCGUGGAUUUCAAAGCUUCCUUGGAUCACUGACGGGCAGCGGAGACCAUUUUAACUUCCAAAGCUGUGACGGUACAGAGGCCUGUGGGUUCGAUCUGCACGAUGGAGACCGGCCAGCCUGGGAACUGAGUGGAAAUUACUCAACAAGGCUUUACACGGAGAGAGUGAAAGAAAUCCUGAGACAUCAUGACCAGCGGAAGCCCCUGUUUCUAUAUGUGGCCCUUCAGGCCGUGCACACACCGUUACAAGCUCCUGGGCAUCUUCUCAGACGCUACCAGACCCUUGGCAACAGACUUCGGCGCCACUAUGCUGCAAUGGUGAGCGGCGUAGAUGAGUCAGUAGGGGAGAUUGUCAGUGAGCUGCGGGGGCGAGGCUACUACAACAACUCUGUGCUCAUCUACUCUUCAGACAACGGGGGCCAACCUCUCUCAGGGGGUUGUAAUUGGCCCCUGCGUGGUGGCAAAGGCUCCUACUGGGAAGGCGGAGUUCGAGCAGUUGGCUUUGUACACAGCCCACUUUUGAAAAGGAAGGGGGUGGUGAGUCAGGCUCUGAUUCAUGUUUCCGAUUGGUACCCAACCUUGCUGUCUCUUGCAGGAGACAGAGAGUCUGAUUCCAGCCACCUGGACGGCCAAGAUGUUUGGGGCGCUGUAAGUAGUGGCCUACCCUGUCCACGAACUGAAAUCCUCUUCAACAUUGACCCAGUGUCACGCAGACAUGGAGAAGUUGACCCGAGACUCCUAACUCUUAAUGGUUUUGGGAUCUGGGAUACAGGAGUGCGUGCAGCCAUUCGAGUUGGUGACUGGAAACUUCUGACAGGAAACGUAGGCGAUGGAGACUGGUUCCCUCCACAGACGAUGCCAGGAGGUCCGCAACAGUGGCAGGGCAUGGAAAAGAGACGAGACCAGCGGGGGAAGUCUGUCUAUCUUUUCAACGUCACUGCUGAUCCCUACGAGAGGGCAGAUUUGGCAGAGGCACGGCCUGAGGUGGUCAAAAUGCUCUUGACCCGGCUUGCCGAGUACAACCGGACUGCUGUCUCCCCACGCAAUCCACCAGACGACCCGAUGGCGGACCCGCAACUUCAUGGAGGGGUGUGGACUCCUUGGCUAGGACAGGAAGACGCAGGAGACGAAGGGUAUGAUGAGGAACCUGACAGCAUAAACAGAAAGGCCAGAUCCAAGAGUACCUGUAAAGUCUGCAAACUCAGGGCCUUAUUUAAAAAGGUUGGUACCCGUAUGCAAAGGGCCACUUUGUUCUUGUAGUCAAGAGGUAGUUGUGGACAGGAUCCACAAAGCUAUUUUAUUCUGGCAGUCCAUUUAACUCAUCUUUGCAAGAUAAUUUGUGGCACACUGGCUGUGUAAUAUGUGCAGCGAUGUUGACAUCAGGAACUCUUGAUGUCCUGCCUGCAUUGUGAACUAAAAAUUUUACAACUAAGUUCCCAUCUGUAGGAUGCAAUGGAUUUUACUGUAAAGUUCAGAUCAUCUACUGUUAAUGGGGUCCAGACAAGAGCAGAAUGA